AUGGGCAUCCCCAUGGACGACAACAUUCACGCUCCUACAGUGGCCUCCGGACCGACGUCCGGGGCCACACCCCGCGACUAUUCUAAGUUGACGAUGCCCGAUCUCAUGCAGGAAAAAGAGCGGAUCGAGGCGGAGCUGUCGGCGCUCAGCAGUGUGCUCAGCUCGCAUGGAGUUAAUAUGACCACAUCCUUGACGACGUUUGACGGGUUUCCGCGCGACGAUAUCGACAUUGCCCAAGUUCGAACGACGCGCGUACGAAUCAUCCAUCUACGAAAUGACCACAAAGAUGUUAUGAAGUACCUCGAGAAGGGUUUGCACGCUCACUUUGCCCAACUACAAAAUGCGCAAGCCGCGGCCGCAACCGCCACCAGGAAUGGCACGACUGUUCCGUCCGCCAUACCCGCAUCGAUGGCAGGUAUCAGCAUUGCGGAUGCCAGCGCACUGGGUACACCGUUCGCACGAGUCAACAGCGUGGAGCCCAGGAGUCCAGCGGCCGAGGCAGGGCUGAAGGCCGGCGAUACUAUUCGAGGGUUCGGAGCCGUGCAUUGGCUGAAUCAUGAGCGUCUCUCCAAGGUUGCCGAGACUGUGCAGCAGAACGAAGGGCGCCCGCUUUCGGUCAAGGUAAGCAGGAAAAUCGACGGCGCACCGGGCACGACCGACCUGGAUUUGCAGCUGACUCCGCGACGCAAUUGGGGCGGUCGGGGACUCUUGGGGUGUCAUCUUGUUCCUCUGUAG
Molecule: messenger RNA, 735 nt
Organism: Penicillium subrubescens
Lineage: Eukaryota; Fungi; Ascomycota; Eurotiomycetes; Eurotiales; Aspergillaceae
Product: putative 26S proteasome non-ATPase regulatory subunit Nas2
Exons: 4
Coding region: 1-735 (244 amino acids)
Biological process (GO): proteasome regulatory particle assembly
Cellular component (GO): nucleus; cytoplasm
Molecular function (GO): protein binding
Source: RefSeq, a predicted model, not a curated record